GUCUGAUGCAUACCAUGUGUACAUGAGAGUUCUGGAAGAGAUCAACGUCAUUGUUCGCGCUAUCGAGUCUGGUUCAAUAGAUCCAACCGACCAAAUAAUGACCGACGCUGUGCCACACUGUCAUCCUUCUGGGUCUACUGGAAAUACUGGUCGUUCCAGGGGCGAAGGUUCUGCAUCAAAUGCUUGGGGUAUUGAUAUGUCCAAGCCAAACCUACACUACCGGGAUAAAGGAAAGAUGGCACACAGUAGUCAAGAGCAAAAUACCUUUAAGGUCGCCAAAAGUAACCGGACUAAGGAUCCACUGCCUAGAAAGGUUGACUGUCCCGAUGACAAACAUCAUACCAUGUAUCCCAACCUCGGGCCAUCACCUUGCAAAGGAUGUGGUGAGAUAUACAUGUCUAAAGUUCGACACCAUCUCAACCGGGUUACUCAUCGCGGCCGCCCAGGAGCUUGGCAGUGUUCCAACUGCAAGAAGGAUUUCGACGACCAACAUCUCUACAAUGCACACAUCAGUCCGAAGAGAUGUAGAUUUAAGCCUCAGUGUCGAGAUAUUGUCAGGGAAUGGGCUCGACUAUAUAUGUUACGCUAUCCUGGAGUUACCAGGAUUCCCAACCCCUGUAAGUCUACUAUUCUCCAUGAUGAAUUUGUUUUGCUGAUGGUUGCUUGAUAGAUUGUGGUGAGGAGGACUGGUUGCCGCAAACAAUAUGGGAAGAAUGCCAAGCCUUGUUACGCGAUACAUCGGCUUCUUUUUUAGACCAGCAAGCACAUACAGAGAGGGAGGCAGACCAUGGCAUAUCGCCUCCGACAGAUCCUAUU
Messenger RNA from Bipolaris sorokiniana ND90Pr, 816 nucleotides. RefSeq lists its product as uncharacterized. Lineage: Eukaryota; Fungi; Ascomycota; Dothideomycetes; Pleosporales; Pleosporaceae. The transcript has a single exon. Bases 23 to 667 code for a protein of 214 amino acids. The record is from RefSeq and is a predicted model, not a curated record.